AUGGCAGUAAGAGAUAAUGGAAGUUUAUAUUCAAGAGUAAUAAAUUAUUUGAAUUCUUUUCAAAAUUCUUAUAUGCCAAUACGGCAGCCACGUAAUGUCUCAAGACAAAACCGUACCGGAUCUCGUGUACCGAUAACUCCUCGAAACGCUCUAAAUUCAAAAAAUAAUUUUAAACCAUAUGAUAAAGCUUUAGAAGAAAUAAAAAGAUAUGAAGAUUUUACUACAAUCGAUUGGGUUCAAGAUGCUAUACAUGAAAGAUCAAGAAUGAAUGCACUGCGAAGUGCAGCAAUUGAAAAUAGAUCUUCAUGGAGUACUUGGUUAUUGUUAUCUUAUGAAGCAGGUCAAGCCUGGAUUGUAGUAUCAAUAGUUGGUGCAAUUAUUGGUCUUAGUGCAGCAUUGAUUGAUAUUACAACGGAAUGGGUUUCUGAUAUAAAAUUUGGUUAUUGUAAGAAUUCUUGGUGGUUAAACCAAAAAUUUUGUUGUUGGGAGAUUGAGGAACAAGAUGGUUCCUGUGAAGAAUGGAUUGAUUGGUCAAGUCAUUAUGUAAUAAGAUGGUUUUGUUAUGUAGUGUUCUCGACUUUAUUUGCAACAAUAUGUGCCUAUAUGAUACGAUCUUAUGCUCCGUAUGCUGCAGGUUCUGGUAUUUCAGAAAUUAAAUGUAUUUUGGCUGGAUUUGUGAUGAAAGGUUUCUUGGGAGGGCGUACAUUGCUAUUUAAAAGCGUUUGUUUGCCGUUAGCUAUCGCUUCCGGAUUAAGUGUAGGAAAGGAAGGUCCCUCUGUACAUACGGCAGCUUGUGUAGGAAAUGUCGUAUCGAGAUUAUUCGGAAAAUAUACGAGGAAUAAAGCAAAAAUGCGUGAAAUUCUCUCCGCUUCAUGUGCAGCGGGUGUAGCCGUCGCAUUUGGUUCUCCCAUUGGAGGAGUUCUUUUUUCUUUUGAAGAAAUGAGUUACAAUUUUCCAAUGAAAACUAUGUGGCGGAGCUUCUUUUGCGCUUUAGUAGCUACUGUCGGAAUGAAUCCUUUUCGAACAGGAAAACUUGUAAUGUUUCAAGUUACUUAUGAUAGAGAAUGGCACUUUUUUGAAAUAAUAUUUUUCUGUAUAUUGGGAGGAUUAUAUGGCGCAUUAGUGAUAAAAUAUAAUCUUAAAGUUCAAUCUUAUCGAAAGAAAUAUUUAAAAGAUUAUGGAGUACAUGAAGCCAUAGCACUUGCAUUUUUCACUGCAUUAAUUGGAUAUUUUAAUAUAUUUAUGAAAUUGGAUAUGACUGAAAUUUUGGGAGUUCUUUUUGAAGAAUGUGAAGGAAAGAAAACUUAUGAUUAUGAGAAAAAUCCAGGAAGUUCACAAUAUGUAAGGAUGGUUUUUUUAUUAUUAGCAGCAACCAUUCUUAGGACUGGUUUUGUUAUAAUAUCUUAUGGUGCAAAGGUUCCUGCAGGAAUUUUUAUCCCAUCAAUGGUUGUAGGGGCUACAUUUGGGAGAUUUCUUGGACUCUGUGCAAAGUCUCUUCAUGAUGCGUACCCCGAUUUUCCAAUGUUUUCAAGUUGUAAACCAGAUGUGUCUUGUGUUACUCCUGGAAUGUAUGCAUUCUUAGGUGCUGCUGCUGCUUUAAGUGGUAUUAUGCAUUUAACAGUUUGUGUAGUUGUUAUAAUGUUUGAACUUACAGGAGCUUUAACAUAUAUAUUACCAACUAUGAUAACUUUGAUGGUUACAAAGACUGUGGGAGAUCUUUUUGGAAAGGAUAAGGAAGAAUAUACAUUUGGAGUACCAGUGGCCACUGUAAUGAGAAAAGAUCUUACUGUUAUGACUGCUUCAGGAUUAAGAUUAGAUGAAAUUGAUCAAGUAUUAUUGGAAUCGAAUUUCCAGGGAUUUCCAGUGGUUACUGAUAAGAAAAGUAUGACUUUAUUAGGAUAUAUUGGACGCACGGAAUUAAAAUUUGCAAUUGACAAAGCGAAAAGAGUUCGUGGAGUUUCUAGCGCGGCACAUUGUUUUUUCAACCCUGAUGAUAAUUCUUUUUCUGAUGAUAGUAAUGAAGAAAGUUCAUCUAGUUUUAUAGAUUUUGCUCCAUUUAUUGAUCAGACACCAAUAACUGUGAAUCCACGUUUACCACUUGAAACAGUCAUGGAUUUGUUUAAGAAAAUGGGUCCUCGAGUUAUACUUAUCGAACAUACUGGUAAAUUGGUUGGUCUCAUUACAGUAAAAGAUGUAUUGAAAUAUAUUGCAAGAAGAGAAGCUGAAGAAGAAAGUAUUAGAAUUUACAAUGCUUCUAGUUUAAUAGAAUUAACAAACAACAAUAAUAAUGAUUCACCUGAAGAAAAUAGAAAUUUGAGAUCACCGAUGAAUAAAAAACGAGGUUCAGUCUCGUUUUUAGAGUUGGGGAAAAGUAGAGAUAGUGAUUUAUAA
Diversispora eburnea is the source of this 2391-nucleotide messenger RNA. The record is from the annotation of a GenBank genome assembly. NCBI's taxonomy places the organism in Eukaryota, Fungi, Glomeromycota, Glomeromycetes, Diversisporales, Diversisporaceae.